AUGUCACCUCCGCUGAGAAGAUCACGUCCAGCUACGCCAGAGGUUCAGAUGCCUGAGUCCAGCGUUGAUCGAGAUAGAGAGGGCCGUCCAGUAUCGCCUCCUGCACCUAGUCCCCGUGCUUCGACGAUUGAUUUGUUCGACCUCCUGAUGGAGAUGAGAGGAGACAUGGCAGAGUUACGGGAGAAUGUCGUGACACUACGAGCUGAGUUCGGGGACAUGGCACAUUUACGAUAUGAUGUCGCGAUGUUACGAGCUGGGUUAGGAGACCUCUAUGCUGAGGUUGCAGCGAUACGGGGUGACAUAGCAAGCCUGCGUGGGACGAGCGAUUAUCGAGAUGGAGGAGGUAGCGGAGGGACAGGUCACUAUCGGGACGGAGGGGGUGACGGAGCGACUGGUGGCUAUCGAGACGGAGGGACUGGCGGUUAUCGGGACGGAGGGGGUGACGGAGGGGGGGAGGGGGUCAGAUGGGGUAUGUUGACUCAUCGUGGCCAUCAGUUGCUGCAUUUGAUUCAUUUUUAG
Messenger RNA from Olea europaea var. sylvestris, 519 nucleotides. Its product is annotated as dormancy-associated protein 2-like. Lineage: Eukaryota; Viridiplantae; Streptophyta; Magnoliopsida; Lamiales; Oleaceae. The transcript has 2 exons. The record is from RefSeq and is a predicted model, not a curated record. The coding region runs from base 1 to 519 and encodes 172 amino acids.